AUGCAGGGAGAAGUUCUCCACCUUCAUCGAGCUGCACAUCCUCCAGCCGCCCAGACUCGCGGAGUUCCUGCGACAUUCCUGACGUACGGGUGGAGUUCUCCAACUUCAUUGACCUGCACAUACUCCAGCCGCCCAGACUCGCAGAGUUCCUGUGGCAUUCCUGACGACCAGUCUUCCGAAAUCGGGCUGUCCCUGGAAGAAGAGGGAUGUUCGUCAGCUUCAUGGGACCACACAUAUUCCUGUCUCCCACUAGAGAACAGUCCACUGGAGGCUCAUGCUGAUCAUAGCUACGCCCUUCCUCAAAAUGCUGUUCCUGCUCACGAGUCCAGCGGAGACAUGGCUGACAUGGCGCCGUCGAUUUAUGGACCGUCACCUGAGGACUCUCUCUCUAGCAGUGCCGGUGUACUUUCUCACAGAGCAUCAAGCAAGGCCCGCAGCACUGACAAGAGAAAGAUGGACGCACUGAGGGCCAAGGUACGACAGGUCCGAGAACAAAACAAGAGGCUGCAAAGAAGGCUGCAACGACAGCGUCAGAUGGGGACUGUUGCUGAAGUUGUUGAGAGUGUCCGCAUUCAUGUUUCUCCAGCUGUCGCUGCACUCGUUGAGGCCCAGCUUAGGAUGAGGGAUGUUUGA
Ixodes scapularis (black-legged tick) is the source of this 633-nucleotide messenger RNA. RefSeq lists its product as uncharacterized. The coding region runs from base 1 to 633 and encodes 210 amino acids. The transcript has 6 exons. The record is from RefSeq and is a predicted model, not a curated record. Lineage: Eukaryota; Metazoa; Arthropoda; Arachnida; Ixodida; Ixodidae.